Molecule: messenger RNA, 3204 nt
Organism: Ostrea edulis (European flat oyster)
Lineage: Eukaryota; Metazoa; Mollusca; Bivalvia; Ostreida; Ostreidae
Exons: 3
Coding region: 1-2142 (713 amino acids)
Source: RefSeq, a predicted model, not a curated record
AUGACAGAUGAGGUGAUCACUUUCAACAAAAAACUGGAAGAAUUGAGAGAAAAUGGGGAGGCUGAUAUCCGAAUCGAUUUGCUGGUUAAUUCUCUGAAUAUCGAAACAAAAUUUCGUAGGCUCUGUCAAAGUGAAACGAUAAACAAGGAUUAUGGCGAAUUGUUUUGUAACCUUGAUUAUUUAGACUGUGUUGGUCUUGAUGUUGGUAUCACUAUGAAGCCAUUCAAUCAGUAUAUAGAACCAUUCGAUGGGCGCAGAGUCAAUGACUUUCUAGGAUGGAUGAAAGACUGCGCGAAAGUUCUCGGUAAAACACGAUCAACACAAUGGGGCAGUGUUUCUUCCAUUUUGUUUGCCAUCUAUGCAAAAAAGGCUAUUUUGGAGUUCAAGCCAAAGGAACUUCCAGGAAUCCUUGAUUACAGUAUGCGAUGUGCAAUGGAGAACGAAAAUUAUCUACUGCCCUUUGAGAUUGUAAGGACAAACGUAUUCAAUCAUGUUAUUCAAUUACAAAGAAUCUUUAAAGAUACCAAAGGAGUAAGUCCUCUCAUUAUUGACACAAUCCUACAAACAUCGAGACAAAUGAUUUUGAGAGAAUUUCCAAACCUUAAAAACAAUGCCAUUGUUCUGUCUUUCUGUUGGGAGUGCGGGCAAGGAAUUCUAAACCGUAUGGUGAUGAUCAUGUCAUACAAAGGAAGUAUAGAAAUAACCGAUAGAAUUCCAAAUGAGAUCAUGGGAUUCAAACUUGUCUUGUAUAAUCUCGCACAUCUGUCUGAUGAAGCAGAGAAUGUCUUCAAAUCAAUUCCAGUUUCAAAGAAAACUCCAUUGCCAACAGUUACAGAAAGUGAAAAACUGUGUAUCAGUCUGUUUUGUUUCCAUAAAGGGUAUAUUCCCUUUGGAGAGGAAAGAUUUCCAAAACAAUUAGGGGAGUUUGAAGUGGAUGUCCAGGAGGGAUACAGUGUUCUUGGAAGUGGUGCAUCUCUAGAAAUUGGCGGAUAUAUUUGCCGUGCAGGGUGUGGAAGUAUUGGGGGAUUUGUGGAUCUCCCCAAUAAUAAAACUGGUCUUAUUACAUGUGCGCAUGUUAUAUUUUCAUCAAAAGAACUAGAAGAAUUGGAAUCGAAUGGAAUUCCUCCAGGCAUUGAAGUAAAAGCCUUUGAUAGGACAGCUCACACAUAUAAAGUGUGUGGAACAUGUGUUGCUGCAGAAUUUCCCAAAUGUUUCCAACAGGCUACAUCCCCACAACCUAAUGUUGAUGCUGCUUUAAUUAAACUUGAUCCAGUGAUAGACACCUUCAGAUUACGCACUGUGUCAUCAGACCAACUGUACUCCACAGGUUUUGACCCAGAUAAUCCCCCUGUAUUUUCGGGAGAAGUUGUACCUCUGUCUGAUCCGGAUCCCAUGCAUAGAAUCUGCCAACGAAUUCCAGACAAAUUAGACAGUGUAGUAAAAUAUGGCGUCGAAACUGGAUUAACCAUUGGCGAUCUUUACCACAGUGGUGUCCAUGUCCGAUUAAUAAGUGAUACUCUGAAACUCCCGGAUAGUUCACGAAGUGCUAUUAUGUGUGAUCAAAUUGAAAUUCAAAACUUUCCUCAGGGACAGUUUUUUGAGUGUGGUGACUCGGGUUCGUUUGUCUUUUGUAUCAAUCCUGAUAAAAUACUCAGCUGUCUCGGGAUGGCAGUUGGACUGUCCCUUCCACAAAAGACCUGUCUAGUGACUCCUAUUGACAGAAUCUUACGCAGUGUGUGUCCUCCUGGUUCUUGUUUAAAACCUUGUAGUUCUUUGUUUGAUCAAAACAGGACCAAUACUCCACCUCAAGCAACGUUAGACAUGAUUCUGGCAGCCAUUGGAAAUUUUCAGACUUCGUUACAGAGUGUUGAAACUAAUUUCCAAGCUUCGUUACAGACUGUUGAAAGGAAUGUGGAGAGAAACUUUCAAACUUCCUUACAGAAUGUUGAAACUAAUUUCCAAGCUUCGCUACAGAAUGCUGAGAGGAAUCUCCAAGCUUCCUUACAGAGUACUGAAACAAAUUUCCAAGCCUCAUUACAGAAUGUACAAACCGAAGUUCGAACUCUACAGAGUCAGGUUCAACAAACUGAAUAUUCCAAAACUCGAACAUCGUCAGAUCAAUCCAAUGCCAAUCAAAAUUAAGAUUAUGUUGAGUUAAACCAUCUGAUUAUACAUUUUUGAACAAUAUUUGCAUUUAAACAAUCUUAGCUCACCUGAGCCAAAGGUUCUAGUGAGCUUUUCUGGUCUAGAUUUGUCCGACGUCAGUAGUUGUCGUCACGGUCGUGAACUUUUCACAUUUUCAUCUCCAGAAACACUGAAUCAAUUUCAAUCAAACUUUGUACAAAUCAUUCUUGAGUAAAGAGAAUUUAAUUUUGUUCAAAUGAAGGGUUUUGUUCCCUUCAAAGGGGAAGUGAUCAAGGAGAGACAAAAAUAGGGUGGGACCAUUUCAAGAAUAUUUGGGCUAGAAACGUGGAAAUUUUCACGAAGACUCCCUGAGAUAGUGAAGAUGCAUGUUUGUUUCCAAAUUCUGUCCCCAGGGAUAGGAUUGUUACACAAUAGAGGGUCAAAUAUUUAUAUUCAGGUAAAUAAUGGGGAAAUUUAAAAGUAAAAUAUCCUCAAGAACCACUGGGCCAGAAAUGUUUACAGUUACAUCGAAACCUCAUGAUAUAUUUUUGAUUUGUAAAUAAGUUUCUCAUAUGUUUCAAAGUUACAGGAAAUGAAAAUCACUUAAGGUAGAGUGUUGCUUUUCUGUAUAAAUAUUUAUUAUGGUAAGACCUUUCAUUUCAUACCAUGUUCUGUGACCUAUGACCUUAACCAGCAGAACAGCAAUGUCAUAUCAAUCGUAUUGGUGUUGAGGUAUCCCAAUGUUGUAUGAAAUCAAAUAAUACUUUGUCGUCACCCUUUGGAGCUAGCCUACACAAUAUGAAGUCAAAUUUUUCAUGGGAAUAAACUGACAAAAUGUCAAACUUACAACAGCUGAACAACAGCAGUGUCAAGGGAAUUGGGUGAGCAUGUGUUGCAAAGGUCUCAUGUCAAAAGUCAGGAAUAUAUGUCAAGGAUUUUAUGCUGUAUAUUAGAUGUAUAAACAGUUCACAUCACUGUGUUAUUGUGCUCAUGUUCAUUAUCAUUAUUAUAAGCAAAAUUCAUUAAAACUUUUUUUAUGUUUUUUUUUUAUCAAAGGAUUAAAAAGUGAAUAUAAAUUUA